This is a messenger RNA of Microdochium trichocladiopsis, 2629 nucleotides long. RefSeq names its product protein kinase SNF1. Gene Ontology annotation, cellular component: cytoplasm. The transcript is spliced from 5 exons. The coding region runs from base 8 to 2332 and encodes 774 amino acids. NCBI's taxonomy places the organism in Eukaryota, Fungi, Ascomycota, Sordariomycetes, Xylariales, Microdochiaceae. Gene Ontology annotation, biological process: intracellular signal transduction; protein phosphorylation. The record is from RefSeq and is a predicted model, not a curated record. Gene Ontology annotation, molecular function: ATP binding; protein serine/threonine kinase activity.
CAUCCUCAUGACGGCUUCAGACCACUCCACGCGCUCAGUCAUUGACCGGCGGGUGCGCUUCGACGACAACAUGGCUUCCAAUCCUCGGGCCUACGACGACGAGGAGCUCUCCAUCUCCCUCUCGCCCUCCCAGAUCCGUCGCAACACCCGCAAUGGCCAGCCCGUGCCCCAAAUCAACGUCACGUCCGACGCCACACAGCAUGCACCCCGCGACCGCCAGCCCUCGGGUCCAUCCCGCGAGAAGAUCAAGACCGAGCAGCGCAUCGGCGCGUACAACGUCAUCCGCACCCUUGGCGAGGGCUCCUUUGGCAAGGUCAAGCUGGCCGUGCAUCGCAUGACGGGCCAGCAGGUUGCGCUCAAGAUCAUUUCGCGCAAGAAGCUCAUCAGCAGGGACAUGGUCGGUCGGGUCGAAAGAGAGAUCGAGUACCUGCAGCUUCUGCGCCAUCCCCAUAUCAUCAAGCUCUACACUGUGAUCAAGACUCAGAAUGAGAUCAUCAUGGUGCUCGAGUAUGCCGGCGGCGAGCUGUUCGAUUACAUAGUAUCACACGGACGACUUCCCGAAGAAAAAGCCCGGCGCUUCUUCCAGCAGAUGCUCUGUGCUGUCGAGUACUGCCACAGGCACAAGGUCGUCCACAGAGACCUCAAACCCGAGAACCUCCUGCUCGACGACAACCUCAAUGUCAAGAUUGCCGAUUUCGGUCUAAGCAACAUCAUGACGGACGGCAACUUCCUAAAGACGAGCUGUGGAAGCCCGAACUAUGCCGCGCCCGAGGUCAUCAGUGGCAAGCUGUACGCGGGACCCGAAGUCGAUGUGUGGAGUUGUGGUGUCAUCUUGUACGUGCUGUUGGUAGGAAGACUACCGUUCGACGACGACCACAUUCCAAGCUUGUUCGCCAAAAUCCAGCGCGGCGUCUUCACCGUCCCCCAAUGGAUCCCGUCGGAUGCAGCCGCACUCAUACGGAAGAUGCUACAAACGAACCCCGUCCAGCGCGCGACCAUCGAAGAAAUCCGGGCCGACCCGUGGUUCAUGAAAGACCUGCCGUCCUACCUCGCACCUCCGGUCGAGGAGUUCGUCAACACCGGCGCGGACCCGAACAAGGCUAUCAGGCCCAGUGAUAUUGCACCCUUUGCGCCGCGUAAAGUUCAGGAGCAGUUGCACAAUGAAGUCACAGAGAAGAUCAGUAAGACGAUGGGUUACGGGAAGCAGGAUGUCCAGGAAGCUCUCGAGGCAGACGAGCCCUCUGCGAUCAAGGAUGCCUACAUGAUUGUGCGCGAGAACAAGUUGAUGCAAGGAAAUACAGCAUAUGGCACGGGCGCGGAGAACCCAUAUUUCGCCACAUCACCACCAGCAGGAGGCGACCAGUCUGGUAGUCUUGCUGAAAGUCUGCACGCCGCAGCAGCGCCGAAGGAGGAGCCUGGCAUUCCAACCCCUUCCGAAUCGCAAGCAAGCCCGAUGGCUGACUCGACACGGUCAACAACGUCCACGAUUGCCGCACGCACUCAUGUGAGCAAGGUCGGAAUCCUGCCCACAAGCUUGCCAGGUCUCCACAAGGAGUUCAUGGAGCGACAUGCAGUUGGUAUCGAAGAGUCACUUGACUCGCAGCCGAUACCAGACAUGCCUGUCCAGCCACGUACUCCUGCCGAGCAACAGGAAGCUGCGCGGAGAUUGAAGCCUCACUCUAAGAGCGCCCGGCCGGACGAGCAGAACCGCCCUGCGGCUAUGACCCCCGUCCAGCCAAAAAAGCAGAAGCCCACGCGAUGGCAGUUUGGCAUUCGGUCCCGGAAUGCCCCGUGGGAAGCUCUUUUGUACAUUUACAAGGCUCUUUCCAAGCUUGGCGCUACAUGGGUGCCAGACGAGGACUAUGAUACUGUAGCCGCGGAAGGCUCUGAACAAACCGAGAAAUUUGUCAACCACAACACCCCUCGCGGCAACCCCUACAAAGGCAAGACGCCCGAAGAGAUAGAUCCUGCGACUUUUGAUCCAGCGAGAUACUAUCGGUUACCUGCGGAUCCUUGGCACAUUAUAUGUCGGUGGAAGAAAGAUGAUAUCCGCAAGAGCACAGCUGCCUAUGGUGGAUCGUCAGCGGAUGCCGCGACUGAGGAGAACAUGCGCAUUUACUCGGUGCUGGAUAAGAGAAAGCAAGACUUUGUGUUUAUGCGCAUGGAGAUCCAGAUCUACGAGAUGGAGUACGGGGUGUACCUGGUCGACUUCAAGUGCUCCGGGUACGAGCGGCAGGAUGGCAGCAUGCUGGAGGAGAAGGACGUCAUGAGCCCGUUCCCGUUCCUCGACAUGGCGGCGCGGCUGAUAAUGCAGCUCGCCGAGGCGGAUUGAGGGACGCAGCAACGCGUGGCGUUUCCAUGCUGGGUUUUACAUUGCGGGUGGUGCAGAGGCGUUGGGAGUUCUUUUAGUCUGGGAAAGGGACGACAUGUACAACCGAGAGCUUGUUUGGGGUCGUGGCAUUUAUCAUCAUAUAUACGCCUUGUGAAUCCAUCGAUUCUUCCCAAGCCUGCGGCUCGUCGGCAGGUACUUCUUGAGGUGACAUCCAGACGGAACGGCCAUGACUGACCCGACACGUCGAGUACGAAUAGACAAGUUUGGGAGGUCUGCUUUACUGGUACAUUUGAAGCC